AGUAGCCUCACGCGCAGGACGACGGCGACCGAUAACACCAUCUCCGCAUUUACAAAUUCAUACGGUGUAACGGCAACGAAAACAAUUCUAUCACACCCAAAACGCAAUAUAUAAGCUUCGAACAAACCCAGGAUUAAUUCUUGCAAAGUAAUCCACAUAUCUAUGAAACAAAUGUAACGCCGAAUUACCAGAAAUGUAUAAAAUAGACAAAGGUUUCUCCUGAAGUUGACCGGAAACACAGCACUCGUUAAAAUUGAAAUACCACACUGCUGCCAUCUGCGGCGAAGAAACGUACCGUACCGGUACGUACGGCUCGAAAUGAUCGGCACAGAACUUUGAGUGACGGACGUGGGGCGUAAACGUCUGGAUCUACUGCUGAACAAAAACUAUUCCAGCUGUAAAUUAGGAUUAACCAAGGAAGAGGAGAGGCUGUGCUGAGAGGAAGCAAUACAAUCAUGUCUUUCGGGAAGGGUGACUUUGGCGAUGGCGGGUCGAAUAACAGUUUCACCACAUACCACGGUAGCGCUAGCAAAGGAUCUGGAUCCACUUCCGAUUUCAAUCGUCUUUCGCAGGGUAUUGCUGGAAAUGUGCACAAAAUCACACAAAAUGUCAGAGAAAUUGAAGGGUACAUUGCUAGACUGGGCACUCAUGAAGAUAAUAAAGGCCUUAGGGGAAAACUGGAUGAAGUACAGCACUAUACCAACCAGUUGGCUAAAGACACAAACAAGAUGCUCAAAGAUCUCAACUCCAUUCCACCUUCAUAUUCAGACCAGAAGCAGCAGAAGAUGCAGAGAGAGCGUCUGACAGGUGAAUUCACCUCGGCACUCAAUCAGUUCCAGAGAGUACAGAGAGAUGCAGCUCAGAAAGAGAGAGAUUCCUACGACAAAGUCAGAACAGGAUCUACAACCUCAGGAGGUUACGAAGAUCAUUCAAGUGAUACACUAAUAGGUUUUGAAAGCUCAAGACAGGAUGCAGGUAUGACUCAACAGAGUCAGGUCAGCUAUGAAGACUUUGAAGGUAUCAAGGAAAGGGAAUCACAACUCAAAAAGUUAGAGUCCGAUAUUCUUGAUGUGAACCAAAUAUUCAAAGACCUUGCUACCAUGGUCCAUGAACAGGGAGAUAUGAUAGACAGCAUAGAAGCUAAUGUAGAAUCAGCGGAGGUACACGUAGAACAGGCCAACACACAACUUGAGAAAGCAGUGACAUACCAGUCAAAAGCAAGACGGAAGAAAUUCCUGUUGUUGAUCUGUGUACUGGUACUCAUAGUGGUAAUAGCGCUAAUCAUCUAUUUCAGCGUAAGAAAUUAGAAACUCAUCACAACCAAGGGAUAUUCAUCCAGUCACCAAGAAGCCAUUAACAGUCACUGAAAAAUUAUGAUUUCCUUUGCCUAAAGCAUAUUUAGUAGCACAAUGUGUAUGUGUAUUUGUAUAUAAUGCUCUCUGUUAUGUGUGGUCUGUUUAAAUUUCACCCAACUGUUCAGAAUGCUAUGUGGUUAGGAAUAAGGAUCGGGUAAAUGUCUUUGAGAUUUUGUUAUUGAGGAGUUGAGGGGGACGUAUAAACAAGAAAGAACUGUCUGCUGUCAUGUGGCUGGAUUAGUUUUUUGUAUGAUUAGGAGGAAGGGGUGAUUUUUACCGGUAUUGCCUCAUUCUCUUGUCUAAAUGUCUUUAAUAUUUUUUUAUUGAGGAGUUGAGGGAGGGGGACGGAUAAACAAGAAAGAACUGUCUGCUGCAUUAUUUAUUUUGUAUUGGAGUGAUUUAUUACUCGACUUGCCUCAUUCUCUUGUCCAGACUACUCAAAAACUAUUUUCCAAACAAUUAAUCUUUCACAUGAGCAUAAGCAUUGUGGAGUAUUACUCAAGGUAGUCACAGAAAACAGUCUUUUGUGGGGAUUUAUUGAACAACUUCUGACAUUUGACUACUAGGUAGUAUAGCCAGCGUAAUUCAGCGGAACAAUCAAUGGUACAGAGACUGAAGCUUUUGGUCUUUAUUCAAGGAUGUUUCCAUUCAAAGAAAAGUAUGAAUAUCUCCUUUGGCAACAUAACUUUCCUCUAGAAAACAAACAUUUCUGUUAAAGAAAAAAAUUCAGUUUUGUUGACGAAAUGAAGAAACUCUUUAAGUAAUUGUAAAAGAUUGUAUAUAAUGCAAGUACGAACUGUUGUGGAAAAGUAAAAGUAUCACUGAAAUCAUGAACAUUUUUUAAAAUUCUUCCAAUGGGACACAUCACGACAUGUUCUGCACAUAGAUCUGCAUGUAUAUUUAUGGGAGUAUACACACAAUAUUGUUCCAACAGUUUCAUCCAUUUGUUAUCUUUUUAAUAUAAGGGCAUUUGAGGAUGUUCUUCCUAAAUCAAUAGCUCAUAAUGAUUAUUUUCAUCUGUACUACAUCUUUUUGUAGAUCUUUAAAACUGCCCAUGUUGGAUGAUUUUCUUACUUUGCUUUUUUUUAUGGUAACCCUGGUUAUUUUAGAUCUCUAAGAUUUGUGGUAUAUUGAGCAAGUCUAAUCAUAGUUAUUAUUGCAAACUGAUGGCUUCAUUUUACAUACAUGUAUGUCUUGCAACUUUUGGGGACCAGAUUUUUCAUUGCCCAGGUACACGAUUCUGGAUUUGUAAGUGCAUAACAGACCUACAAGUAAAAUUGCUUCAGAAACGUGGUAUCCAAUACCAAUGCAAAUUUUGUUUCUAGUCAAAAUUAGUAUAUGUACAUGUAUUCAUAUUAUGUUAUGCUUGUGGUGGUUUAAACCUCCUUUGUAAAUGUACACCAUUUGUUGGCCAUGUACUCUGAUUGUCUUUCUGUUAUUUUCUUUAUAGGUAGAAGAAAAUUAUAUAUUUUCUUAUUCUAUUAGAAGAUAUACACUUGUUAUUCCAAAGGUUCGUUAUUCCAAGAAAAUAUGAUUUGUUAUUCUGAAUGCGUGUUAUACUGAGGUAUCAUUUGGCAAAGAAUGAUAAUUACACGCAUUAUUCCAAAGGUAAAGAAUAAUCAAAUCAAAUUUUAGUGAAAAGUAAAAUAAAACCUUUGAUGAAUGAAUCUUAUUUUGUUGUCACAUUAACAAGCCUUCAGAAUGAUUAACUUUAUUUUCAUGGGAUUAAUGGACAAGUGAACCUUCAGAAUAUUGAAACUCCUGAAUAAUUAAAUCAACUCUUGAAUUAAUAAAUUUUCAGAUUAAUGACCUUUAACAAUAAGUGGAUAUGGAAGUCCUUCCUCCUCUCAAUCCCAUGUUUCUUUUGUAAAAUAGAAUGAAAAGAGCUCUCACCUGUUCAGGUGACUUUGGUGCACAUGCAGCAUAAACUCCAUUGGUUUAUCCACAGUCCACUUUGCUUAACCAAGUGCUUAUCUUCUUGGUAUGUUGGGGGUGUAAACAACAGUGGAAACAAUAACACAACACAUACAAAAUACAUAUCCAGAUUUGUAUCUCAAGAAAAGACACUAACACAGCAUUUCAUUAUUAUUUACAUGUAUGUAACCAUAUUUUUAACAAAGAAUACUCUGAUUUACGAGCUUUACAACCAAAGUAAAAGUUAUUUUAGCUAUAAACAUGUUAUAUUUUGCUCUAGAAUAUAAGUAUUAUUAUUUGUGUAUAGAUUUUUUUACUUCUAUGUGAAAAUUAGCAUGAUCAGUUAUCAAUGAGUAAAUUAUAUUAUGCUCUCAUUAUUUGGUAUAUUUCUUUAAUAUCAUUGGUACCUAAGCAUCCUUCAUCCCUGGAGAGGGCUAAACCACAUAACAGCUUCAAGCACAUUUAAUGGUAAACUCAAAAUUGAAUUUAAACAGAUAUAUUUGCUUUUCUGAGAAAAUUUCCGGAUUAAGCAUUUAUUGAGGAUUUUUUUUUUAAUCAAACAGUAUGAAAAUGAAUUUGAAUGAGAGUGUAUAUUGUAUAUGAUUGGUGAAUAUUGGUAUAUCAUGAAUGAUUACCGUAAGGUAUGUUGUAUUAAAUGUAAAGCGAUGACAUCUAAUGUAAGUAAAUCAAGGAAGAUAUAUAAUAUAUUUUUAGUAUAUUGUUUAUGUAUUUGAAUAGGGGUACAUGUAUGACAAAGCAUUAUGUUGUAUUAAAGGUAUUUUGAUUUAUGA
Molecule: messenger RNA, 4060 nt
Organism: Lytechinus pictus (painted urchin)
Lineage: Eukaryota; Metazoa; Echinodermata; Echinoidea; Temnopleuroida; Toxopneustidae
Product: syntaxin-7-like
Exons: 12
Coding region: 456-1307 (283 amino acids)
Biological process (GO): intracellular protein transport; vesicle-mediated transport; vesicle fusion
Cellular component (GO): synaptic vesicle; endomembrane system; membrane
Molecular function (GO): SNARE binding; SNAP receptor activity
Source: RefSeq, a predicted model, not a curated record